This is a messenger RNA of Penicillium malachiteum, 960 nucleotides long. RefSeq lists its product as uncharacterized. The record is from RefSeq and is a predicted model, not a curated record. Lineage: Eukaryota; Fungi; Ascomycota; Eurotiomycetes; Eurotiales; Aspergillaceae. Gene Ontology annotation, molecular function: catalytic activity. The coding region runs from base 1 to 960 and encodes 319 amino acids. Gene Ontology annotation, biological process: nucleoside metabolic process. The transcript has 6 exons.
AUGGAUGCCGGGGCCACCCUAUCUCACGACGAUUACACGGUCGGGUGGAUAUGCGCCUUACCGCUCGAGAUGGCGGCUGCGAAGCUGAUGAUGGACAUAAUACACCCAAGCCUGCCGAGUCCACCAACUGAUCAAAACACAUAUAUUCUGGGAAAUAUUGGGGAACAUAACAUUAUCAUUGCCUGCCUACCAGGCGGUGCAUAUGGCAAUGUGUCGGCCGCAACAGUGGCGAUGCAGUUGCUUUCAAGCUUCCACUCUAUUCGAUUCGGGCUGAUGGUCGGUAUCGGUGGGGGUAUACCAAGCAGCAACGUAGACAUCCGACUAGGCAAUAUCGUGAAUAAGAAAUGGCAAGGUUACGCGGCAGCAGCAGCAGCGGCCUAUGCUAAAGAGCUGCUUUUGGUGGUUCCAAUUAAUCAGGUUGAUGAUACUCCCACAGCACAAGAUACUCUUGCAAACUUAAUCACGGUUCUUCAUGGACUUGGUGGAAUAGGAAAAACACACUCUAUCUUACCUCGGAUACCCGGGAAACCCCAGGACCAUGGGGCAAUCGAUAACGAGGAGCUAGAACAACAAGCUAGAGAAUUAUUACAGUGGCUUGCAAAGGACGGCAACUCUCGCUGGUUAAUAAUUUUCGACAAUAUUGAUCAGUACUCUCCAACCGGUAGCGGCAUUAGGGAUGUAUAUGACAUUGGAAAGUUCUUUCCUACAGCAGAUCAAGGCUCUAUUCUUGUCACUUCUCAACUCGCAGGUCUCACUGAACUAGGAAAGUCCGUUCCAGUCCACAAACUUAACUCUACCGAAGCUAUUCAGCUUCUCUUAGAGAACAGUGGCUUAUUAGGAAAUGAUAAUAUUAGGCAGCUUGAUGCCAAUCUAGAUACCCUUGCCCUUGCUAAGCGUCUUGAUGGAUUGCUAUUAGCAAUUGUCAUAGCUGCGGCAUUCAUGCUCGCAAUUAAGCCCUGA